Messenger RNA from Venturia canescens, 1827 nucleotides. RefSeq lists its product as uncharacterized. Bases 1 to 1827 code for a protein of 608 amino acids. Gene Ontology annotation, molecular function: protein dimerization activity. The record is from RefSeq and is a predicted model, not a curated record. The transcript is spliced from 2 exons. Lineage: Eukaryota; Metazoa; Arthropoda; Insecta; Hymenoptera; Ichneumonidae.
AUGCAUUUGAAAAAAAUUAUCCAAAAAGCUUUCAACGUCGAAGGACUUGUACCGAACAAAAAACUGAAGGUGUACAGAUGCCAUUAUUGUGGUAAAAAUUAUGCAUACCACGUCACACGUAUGGCACAGCACCUGAAAUUUUCUUGUGUGAACUGCCCUACGUCGAUUAAAAACAUCCUGAAAAGUAAGAGCUCCGGAGGUUCAAGAAAGAAAUCAAAAAGAAGACGCACUUCAAUAAGUUCCUCCGAUAGUGAACCGACAACAGAUGCCUUUCCAGAGUCUGAUGUUGAUGUUGAUUCUAUAACGACAACUAUGAAUACCAAUGGUGAUGAUAUUCAAAACACUUCUGAUGGUCAUGCGCCUAGUGCACCUGUCUCUCAAAUAAAAGUGAUAACGCAGCAAGAAAAAAAUGUAAAGCGGUCAAACAUGACCAGAUUCUGCGACAAAAUGUCGAAACAUGAAGAACAACGUCUUCAUCAACUCUUCGCUACUGCAAUUUAUGCUUUAGGAACCCCUCUGAGAAUAACCGACAGUGUAUUCUGGCAAGAUUUUUUCAAAGUUUUGCGUCCGUCGUACAAUUUCCCGUCGAGAUAUGAAAUUUCGAACUCUUUAUUGGAUGAAUCGUACAAUAAAGUAAAAGGAGAAGUGGAUGAAAAAGUUCAAUCCGCCAAUUUCGUUGGAUUACAGUGUGACGGAUGGUCAAACCUCAGAAACGAAGGGAUUAUCAACUUCAUUGUUACGACUCCAGAACCAGUUUUUUUUAAAACAAUUACAACGACGACUAAUUCUCAGACUGCUGAAUACAUUGCUAAGCAAAUAAGCGAAGUCAUUGAUGCCAUCGGUCCCACUAAGUUACUUGGAGUCUGUACGGAUAAUGCAGCGUCAAUGAAAUGUGCUUGGCGAAUACUUCAAGACCAGUAUCACGAAGAUAAAAUUACUUUCUACGGAUGCUCUGCUCACAUUUUAAAUCUAUUGAUUAAAGAUGCGAUGUCUCUACCGUCAAUUGACAAAGUCUCCAAAAAUGCAACGAUGAUUGUCAAAGAAAUUAAAGACAAGCACUUGUUGACGGUCAAAAUAUUGACUUUGCUGAAACCCAUUGGAAAAUGGAUCACUACACUGGAGGGAGACAAUCCCAAACUAAGUCUAGUUCCUGAAGCAUUUCACGAGCUGAAGACUCACUUUGUUAACGAGCUUGAAAAAUCUGAUCUACGUAUAUUGUCACUUUCUGAGACAGUUCAACUGUCUACUUCAUACGACAAACGACGAAGUAUGGCGAUUAAUCGCAUUCAUUUCGCUGCAAAUAUUCUCGAUCCGUCUUUGAAGGGGCGUAAUCUGAACGACGAGGAUUCGGUGAAUGGGACAGCUCUCAUAUUCGAACUGGCGAAUAAAUUCAAAUGCAAUGAAGAUAAACUUUUCGAAGAAUUAACAGAAUUUACAACGAAUACGGGAAUUUGGAGUCAUGAUCACGUACGUCGAGCUGUUAGUGUAACUUCCGUACAAAAAUGGUGGAAGGCCAUGUGUGGCACAACGAACCUCAGCAAAAUUGCUGUCGCUAUACUUAAUUUACCGGCAACGUCAGCUGCAACGGAACGAUCGUUCAGCACUUUUGGGUGGAUCCACUCUUCAAAACGGAACCGACUUUCAAACAAACGCGCUGGAAUGAUAACUUAUAUUGCUCACAAUUUAAAACUUCUGCGUCCAAAAAAUGAGAAAAAAAUCGACAACGAACGUGAAGAAAAUGUAUCGGACAUCGACGACGAGUCUUCUUAUUCCGGAACCAAUUUGGAAUUACGAGAAGAAGAAGAAGAAGAGGAUGCUGUUUGUUAA